GGAAGGAAGGGAUCGAGGAGGGCGGCGAGUGGGUUCGCGUGCUUCCGGGGCUGGGAGGGGCGAAGAUGAAGGCGUCGAAGAGGCCGAUCCAGGCGGUGGCGGCGUGGCUCCGCCGCCAGCCGCCGAAGGUGAAGGCGUUCCUCGCCGUCGUCUCCGGCAUGGCGGCGCUCGUGUUCCUCCGGAUGGUGGUCCACGACCACGACAACCUCUUCGUCGCCGCCGAGGCGGUCCACGCCCUCGGGAUCGCCGUCCUCAUCUACAAGCUCAGCAAGGAGAAGACCUGUGCAGGGCUGUCGCUCAAAUCACAGGAACUAACGGCUGUGUUUUUAGCUGUAAGACUUUAUUGUAGUGUGGUAAUGGAGUAUGAUAUCCAUACAUUACUCGAUUCGGCUACACUAGCCACCACUCUUUGGGUCAUCUACAUGAUUCGCUUUAAGCUGAGAUCGAGUUACAUGGAGGACAAAGACAACUUUGCUAUUUACUAUGUCGUGAUUCCAUGUGCUGUGCUAGCUCUAGUGAUUCACCCCUCGACACAUCAUCAUAUCAUUAACAGGAUUUGCUGGGCCUUUUGUGUUUAUCUUGAAGCUGUUUCGGUGCUACCCCAGCUCCGUGUCAUGCAGAACACAAAGAUUGUUGAGCCAUUCACAGCGCAUUAUGUUUUUGCACUGGGAGUAGCGAGGUUUUUGAGUUGUGCCCAUUGGGUACUCCAGGUACUGGACACAAGAGGAGGCUUACUGACGGCACUGGGGUAUGGACUGUGGCCUUCCAUGGUCCUCCUGUCCGAAAUAGUCCAGACUUUCAUUCUUGCUGAUUUUUGCUACUACUAUGUCAAAAGUGUCUUUGGUCGACAACUCGUUGUACUUCUCCCCUCUGGAGUGUUGUGAACGAUGUUAAAAUAUACAGGAAGAAUUCAGGGACCAUUAUAGAUUUAUACCAUCAAAAGAUGGUAGCUACUCCUGUCUAGUUCCUUUUGCACCUCCUCCUGUCAGACCAUUAUAGAUUUUUCUUUUCUUUUCUUUAUCUGGUGGAUGUUGAGUUGAGGAUGCAUUACCAUCUGGUACAUAAAAUUUUCCGUAGAACUUGUGCAGAUUGGCUUCCUGAUGUUGGCAUUUGAUAUUUGUUUCGAUGUUGCCAACUGUGGAGAUCUCCUGAUAGAUUAAUGUACAGCUUAGAGGCUUUUCUGAGUCCA
Syzygium oleosum is the source of this 1189-nucleotide messenger RNA. RefSeq lists its product as uncharacterized. The transcript is spliced from 6 exons. Gene Ontology annotation, molecular function: ER lumen protein retrieval receptor activity. The record is from RefSeq and is a predicted model, not a curated record. Gene Ontology annotation, cellular component: membrane. Lineage: Eukaryota; Viridiplantae; Streptophyta; Magnoliopsida; Myrtales; Myrtaceae. Bases 66 to 884 code for a protein of 272 amino acids. Gene Ontology annotation, biological process: protein retention in ER lumen.